AUGUACGAGCAGGCAGAGCCUGUCCGGUCGCCUUUCUCCGGCCCCGACAGCCGCCAAAGCAGCAACCCGCCGCCCCAACCCCGUCCCGUCCGUCAGAGUGGUUCACGCGGGCGUGUCCGCCAUGGCAACGGCGCUUCCGACAAGCAGCGGCCGCGGGAAGACCAGGACACGUCUUCACACACGUACGAAAACGCCGAGGAGGCGAAACGUUACGCAACGUCUGCAGACCGCGCGUAUCCGGGUGGAGCGAGCGGCCGCUGUGGUGUCUGUAGCUUCCUCCGCGCCCGCCGCAGCUGCCAGGCCGCCGGCAUCGCCGUGCUACUGGGCCUGGUUGCCGUGGGACUCGCCCCUCUGACGUUCAGCAACAAACAGGAAAUAUCUCAAUUGUCCACCACUGUUGACGCCUUAAAACGCGACCUGGACAACGAGCGAAACCGAGCCGCCGCCUUGGAGCAGCGUCUUCACGAGAUUGAGAAGACUUUACCAUCUUGUCCUGAAGGUUACACAAUCGGGCGUGGAAUCUGCUACAAGGCCUGCAACACACUCAAGACCUUCAGCGAAGCGGACGCGACCUGUCGUGUAGACGGCGGCACCCUCGCCAUGCCCCGAGACGCUGACACCAACGACUUCCUGGUCUCCCUGUACAAGCCCGUGAACGACCAUACGUCCUUCUGGUUCGGUCUGCACGAUCAGCGCGAAGAGGGAAGGUUUGAGUGGGUGGACGGUUCUGCACUUGGGCCGUACAACUCCUGGGCUCCGAAAGAACCGAACGACGCGGGUAGUGGCGAAGAUUGCGCCGUUUACUCCGCAAAGCUGAAACACAAGUGGAACGACCAACCAUGCCACUUUCAGCUUUACUUCAUAUGCCAGGCUGCUCCAGGUAAUAGUUGUAUCUUUGCUAUUCCCUGA
Messenger RNA from Branchiostoma belcheri (Belcher's lancelet), 909 nucleotides. Its product is annotated as C-type lectin domain family 3 member A-like. NCBI's taxonomy places the organism in Eukaryota, Metazoa, Chordata, Leptocardii, Amphioxiformes, Branchiostomatidae. The record is from RefSeq and is a predicted model, not a curated record. Bases 1 to 909 code for a protein of 302 amino acids. The transcript has 4 exons.